AUGUCUUCGUCCGGUAGCCUCCCCCUUACCCCCAUCACCAGCAUUGGCUCGAUCAACUCCCCCUUCGACAGGGUCAUCCCAGCGGCAGAUCAUGCAGCCUCUGCGUCCGAGUUCAGCAAAAGAACUUGGCAAGAGCUUGUAGCGAAUGCUGCCUCCAUGUCAUUCAAUAUCGACACGGUCAAUCUGGCCAGCCUGGCCAAGUACGGGCCAAAGCUCCCCGACGAAAUGGAGGGGACCACCGAGCUUGCGGGAUAUGCCAAAUGGUAUAAAGCAGGGCAGCCCGCAGUAGCAAUCAUCCUCAACGCGAUACACGCUAUUCGCCAUGGCUUCAAACGGCGAUGGGACUUGAUGAAGCUCACGCCGACACUCUGUGAGAUAUCGAGGCACAGCGGCUUCAAAUUCUCAGACAGCGAGUCUAAUGGUCUUGCUUUCAUGUUCCUCGCUUGGUCCUAUAUCCUUUGUGCGUUUUUGCUUGAACAACAGCAGAUACCCAUAGUCUAUGAAGAUCCAUACAGACAAUGGGGUAAUGGAACCUAUGAAGGUGGUGCCUUCUUCAUAGACCUUGGGGACGCUAGUGAUGAAGAAUAUCGCUGGUGGUCAGCUCUUAUUCAUCCUGGCCGAGGAUGGAAAGCUGCUUAUUCUUCGCAACCGGUAUGGGCUGUGACACUUGGGAAUCAGUUCAAGUUUAUUAUCCUGAAUGAACGCAACGUGCUGCCGUCAACCAAGGUCAAUCCUCCCUCUGCCAAGGAGGCGCUUGUUUUCCUUUCUCGAUUUGCUGCCAGAUUCAACUUGGAGAACCAGGCGUCACUCGGACUUGCAAUGGCACUGACCAUUCCACUUCACGAUAAUAUGUCCUCAACCAUUCAGCUGCCAGAGCCGUAUCUUACCAGGAAAGAUGUUGUGUCUAUUCCCUCUUCCAUCAUUGACCAAGAAUUUCGCAACCUGUCUUACUACAUGGUUCUUAGCUCCAACCCUACUUUCAUGGCCUCGGCUCUUUGGUCUGUCUUUUUCGAACCUGAAAUCGACUGCAACUUGGCCAGCCCCUGGUGCAACGCAAUCAUUGAUGUUAUUAAGCCCUUGAUUGACGGUCAUCGGCUUGAGACGCUGGGUCAUGUACUUGCUCAAAGAAGGCCUGGCGUUGCUGCUCUAUGGUACGGCCUGGUGGCCUGUGGCAAUACAGAUGUUAUCCAAUCCAUCAUUCCCUACCUUGAGACCUUGCACACCGCAUUACCCGCAAAACAUGUUCCAGAAGUUUCUGUCUGGACCGACACUCCUCAGUCAUUCAUGGACCUUUCUGGAUCUGGCCCUUAUUUACAGGGGAAUCAGAUAUCUCGCGAGGAUCUGUGGCGGCUACGACACGAGAAUUGGAAUACCUGGAAGGGUGGUGUUCAUUUCCGCCACUUACCAAGAACUCCCUUCCGACCCUUUGGCGCCAUUGACGCCGAAGAAGUGGAAGUCAUGGUGCGGCCGCACUUAGAAUGCCCGAGACAUGAAUGGAUCUAUUCCGGCUUCACCUGGACCCUCGACAAUGGAGUCGACCUGACCCAUGAGCCACGUGUGUUGACCACCUCAUGGGCCCGGUUUGAGGCUGAAUCACAUAUCAACUUGCCCCCAGCUCGCGGGGGCGAGCCAGACUUGGACAUGGAUUACACGGCAUCUAAGCAAGCUACCGGCGACAUCUUCCGGUGGGCCGCUACGGAAAUGGAGGAGACUGGCAAGCAUAUCUACUCGCACCCGUGGGUCAACGUAGAGGGACAUCUCGCUCUAGUUGGGCAGGAAAAGCGCAGGCCUAAAGGAGUCGUGCGUAUCUCGGAUAUGGACAGAGUCAAGGAGUGGGUUGUCAGCAACAAUGAAGGGGGCGAUGAAGAAAUGAUUGGCAUCAGAGAGGAACAGAAGCUUGUGUAA
Trichoderma harzianum CBS 226.95 is the source of this 1905-nucleotide messenger RNA. RefSeq lists its product as hypothetical. NCBI's taxonomy places the organism in Eukaryota, Fungi, Ascomycota, Sordariomycetes, Hypocreales, Hypocreaceae. The transcript is spliced from 2 exons. The record is from RefSeq and is a predicted model, not a curated record. The coding region runs from base 1 to 1905 and encodes 634 amino acids.